AUUAAAACUUUGAAAUUCAUUUAAAAAACUGAGAUUAUUUCAACGUUUAAUGUAAGAAUCUGAAGUAAAACUGAAAACUUCCCGUUCGGCUGGUUUCAGGCAUCGUGUUUUCCCACCUGCUGUCGGCAACGGGGGGAGACGGGGAGGGGCGUGGCUUCCGAAGCCCCGCCCCUGUCACCUUAAUAAAAGUCAUCUGUGAAGUCAUGGUCAGACCAGCUGACCAGCAGGAAACUUUCUCCAUGAUUUUUCUAGUUUUUCGGAAUGUUUUAGAACUUUUCGUGUUGGAGGAUGGCGCAUGCGCAGAUGGUCAGGACGUGUGUGUUUGUGUGUGUCUGGUUUUCUGCUGCACCGCUGGAUUCAGAUUGCGAAGGAGGUGACUGCAGCAGCGGCCCGACUCCUCCGUCACCUCCCACCUCCUCCUCUCCCUUUCUGGAGAUGAAAUCCUCCCAUCUCUCCCAGGAAUUCCUGGAUCAGUUUGUCCAGGUGAAUUCCUCAAACAGCGGGGAGCGUAAACACCGGGACGCCGGCGCCGUCAUGCCCUUCGUCGGCCUCACCCGCAGUGCUGAUUUGAGUCGCAGCUGCUGCAAAAACGGAGGGACGUGUUUCCUGGGCAGCUUCUGCAUCUGCCCGCCGUUCUUCACCGGGAGGAACUGUGACUACGACACCCGCAUCAGGAGGUGUGACUUCAUUCCUCACGGGGAGUGGGUCCAGAAGGGCUGCUCCUACUGCCGCUGCAUGUACGGCGUCCUGCACUGCGUCCCUCACGUCUUCCAUAAAGACUGCGACGAUUCAGAGGAAGAGGUCCGCUGGAACCGCUCAUCGGCCGUCAGCAUGAAUCCGCUCACCCACUUCCUGUUCUUCACCUUCUCACUGCCAGUGUCUCUGCUGCUCACCCAUGUGUUUACCUGAGACUGCCUCACCUGCAGUCUACAGCAAACUACCGACAGCAGGGUUGGCGGUAUUAUUGAGUUUAUCGUACACCACUGGCAGCUGGGUCGCCGGUGGUGUACCGUAUUUUAUAGAUAACUUUAUUUACAACAAAUGUGACACAAAACAGAGACUUGAUGCACAGUGGGUUGGUUUUUGGAGUUUUAUUUUGUUUAAGCUAAAAGAUCGACGGAUCUGUUUCCACUUGUGGAGAUUUCAACACAAACACACGCAGACGCGACGAUUCCCGUCACAAACACCGGGAGUUUCUAUGACAACCACCGCAAAUGAAGUUUUGCUUUUUUGACUCUCAGACAAAAUGUGCAUUCUGAUUUUAUUACUUAGCAACGCUGCAGAGAAGGAGACACCUGGAAAAGGAUCAAUGAAACCAUAUUUAUGGGAAAGACGGAGACGACGGAGACCCUCUGAGCCCAAAGCUGAAUUCAGCCAGAUGGCUUUAUUUAUUUAAGAAAACGAACCGAGCCUUGGGUUUUCAGCAUGUGUCUUCCUAACCCAAACCCUAAUUAUCUACGUCUCUAUGUGUCCGUCAGCGAUUGAAGACGUUUGUGUCUGCAGAAAGAUGCUUCUGUUUCUCAUCUCUAAAAACAAAACAAAGGAAACUUAUUUUAAUGAAGUCAUUCGGCGUCAUGACCAGAUUUAGGUUGUCAGACUGAGCUGACCUGAACGUAAACGGGGAACCGUGUUUAUUGCUGUUCCUGCUGGGACAGGAAAGGUGUCCCAGGUGUUGCGGGACCGGACCAGAACCCAAGCCUGCUCUGUUAUCUGGAGGUAUUUCCAGUGGGAGCUGUCGUCCACGCUUCUUAUCUAUGGAUGAGCUCUAAUUUGAUUAUCUGCUGCUCCUCUUAUCUUAAACAAACACAUCAGCUGUUGUUCUGCAGUUUGUCAGCAUGCUGGAUGAAAAAAAUCCUGACUCAAUAAACGGAUUUAAAAGGU
Messenger RNA from Nothobranchius furzeri (turquoise killifish), 1881 nucleotides. It is a transcript of the gene tdgf1, whose product is annotated as teratocarcinoma-derived growth factor 1. Lineage: Eukaryota; Metazoa; Chordata; Actinopteri; Cyprinodontiformes; Nothobranchiidae. The record is from RefSeq and is a predicted model, not a curated record. Gene Ontology annotation, biological process: blood vessel development; heart development; determination of left/right symmetry. Gene Ontology annotation, cellular component: cell surface; extracellular region. Gene Ontology annotation, molecular function: activin receptor binding; nodal binding.